Messenger RNA from Lactuca sativa (garden lettuce), 816 nucleotides. RefSeq names its product elicitor-responsive protein 3. Lineage: Eukaryota; Viridiplantae; Streptophyta; Magnoliopsida; Asterales; Asteraceae. The record is from RefSeq and is a predicted model, not a curated record.
CUCUUCCGGAUUCAGCUGAUUGUGCACACGAGAAUCGAAAAAGGUAUCCGAUAUUCUCUCCGGUGGGAUCUGUGCCGUUUAUUCCUUCAUUUUUUCCGACAAAAUGCCUACAGGAAAGCUUCAAGUCCUCCUUGUUAGUGCUAAAGGCCUCCAAGACUCCGAUUUCUUCACAAAAAUGGAUCCUUAUGUGACAAUCACAUGUAGAACUCAGGAGCAAAAGAGCAAUGUCGCAUCAGGACAAGGAUCUUCACCUGAAUGGAAUGAGACAUUUGUAUUUUCUGUUUCUGGUGAAGUGGAAGAACUUGUGAUCAAGAUAAAGGACAGUGACGUUGGUUCUGAAGAUGAUCUUGUGGGAGAGGCUAAAAUUCCACUUGCGACUUUGUUCGUGGAAGGAAAUAUCCCACCAACACCAUACAAUGUGGUUAUUAAUGAUGAAUUCUGUGGGGAGAUUAAAGUUGGCCUUCAAUUCAUUCAAGAGGAUACAAAUGAAGACGGGUAUCAUCAACAUGGUGAAGAGGGAAACUUUGGAGGAUGGAAAGAAUCUUCGUAUUAAAACUAUGGAUCAUAAUUUUAUAUUUAUUGAUCGGUAUCAGUUGUUUUUUUAGUUAUUUUAUUUUAAAUUUCUUUUUAACUUUUUUCUGGAAAAAAAAACAAAAAAACAAAAGUGAAACUUUUUCGACUUUCCUCAUUGUUUUAGUGCGAGCUUUGUUUGUGCUUGAUUGUUUUCGUUUGAUUUUAUUGGGAAUUAUUUGACUUUAAGUUGAACGAAAAUUGUGUUUGUGAUAUGUAUACAUUAAUCUUUUUUUCUAUGUUAAA